CGCGUGACCGCACGUCGCGUGACGUAGGAGGAAGAAGGCGACGCCAUUAGAGGGAGGCAGGGUGAGGUGUCCCCCCUCCGGUAACAGGGAAGUGGGUGUCUCUUUCCUCCGGUGUCCCCGUCUCCUUCUGCGCGGGGCCUCCCUUCCCUUCGCCGCCUCCCUCCGGCGCCACCCCCCCUGCUAGGAGAGGAGCGGGGCUGCGGAUGUGAGGCCGCGGCGUCGGCGGCCACUUCGCUGCGGAUGGCGGCGUCGGCGUCGGCGACCUCUGGCGCGGGAGGCGGUGCUGCCGGCGGCGGCGGGAGAAGCUUCUCCUUCAAGGUGGUCCUGCUGGGCGAAGGCUGCGUGGGGAAGACCUCGCUGGUCCUCCGCUACUGCGAGAACAAGUUCAAUGACAAGCACAUCACCACCCUACAGGCAUCUUUUCUAACAAAGAAGCUAAAUAUCGGAGGAAAACGAGUAAACCUUGCAAUAUGGGAUACAGCAGGGCAAGAAAGAUUUCAUGCACUGGGUCCUAUUUACUACAGAGACUCUAAUGGAGCUAUUUUAGUGUAUGAUAUAACAGAUGAAGACUCUUUCCAGAAGGUAAAAAAUUGGGUCAAAGAAUUAAGAAAAAUGUUGGGAAAUGAAAUUUGUCUAUGCAUAGUUGGUAACAAAAUAGAUUUGGACAAAGAAAGACAUGUCUCUAUUCAAGAAGCAGAAACGUAUGCAGAAUCGGUGGGAGCAAAACACUAUCAUACAUCAGCCAAACAGAACAAAGGCAUAGAAGAACUCUUUCUUGACCUGUGUAAAAGAAUGAUAGAAACAGCGCAAGUUGAUGAGAGAGCACGAGGCAAUGGUUCCAGUCAGUCAGGAACUGCAAGGCGGGGAGUACAGAUAAUUGAUGAUGAACCAGCAGCUCAGACCAGUGGAGGCUGCUGCUCAUCUGGAUAAUUGUAUAAGACUGUGUAUCUUGCCCCUUAGUGAAGACUGCCGUAUUCAAAGUCUCAUUCUUUAUCAGUGGAGAGUCGGAAUUAACAGUAUUCAAAAUCAUUUCUAACAAUUCAGUACCAUUAAGUGCUAAACUAGUGGAGUAUGUGACCAGAGAAUUGGCAUUUUCUACAAUGGUUAACAAAGCAAACCAAUGGCCUUUUUACAUAGUUCUUCAAUAAUGAAUAAUAUUGCAUGUGGGAAAGACUUAUGGCUUCAUUUAUAUUUUAAAUGAGAUCAUUAUUUAAUAACUUAUAUACACUAUUGGAAUGAGACAUUUUUUGCAGCCCUUUGUAUUUUGUGGUAGAUUGAACUGUUAUCACUUCAAAAUUGCAAAUGGAUUUCUUUUUAAUCAGCAAAUACUGAAUACUAUUUUUGCAGGGUUGGUGUCAACCUAUAACUGUCUGACUACUUUGAUAUAUUCAUUCUGUACUCCAUGCUGGUAAAAAUAAAUUGUAAAUUACAUAUUAAAUAUUUUAUCUGCU
Molecule: messenger RNA, 1451 nt
Organism: Zootoca vivipara (common lizard)
Lineage: Eukaryota; Metazoa; Chordata; Lepidosauria; Squamata; Lacertidae
Gene: RAB21
Product: RAB21, member RAS oncogene family
Biological process (GO): Rab protein signal transduction
Molecular function (GO): GTP binding; GTPase activity
Source: RefSeq, a predicted model, not a curated record